Molecule: messenger RNA, 4235 nt
Organism: Ceraceosorus bombacis
Lineage: Eukaryota; Fungi; Basidiomycota; Exobasidiomycetes; Ceraceosorales; Ceraceosoraceae
Source: the annotation of a GenBank genome assembly
AUGGCCGAUUCCGCAGCAUCAUGGAGAUCUAGAGGUCCAUCCACAUCCUCAUCCUCCGCUCCGAGCGGUGGUGCUAGUACGUGGGGACAUGGAGGAGUAUUCAGCUCGAGUGCGACACGUCGGGGCGGUGAAGCAGGCCAGACACGAGGUGCCAAGCAGUCAGCCAAGUGAGAUCAUCAGUACGUUCGGUGCUCGCUGCGCUCUGUGCUGAUUCUGAUUGCGCCACACCACGCAGAAGACUUAAGCCUGCUGCUACUUCCAAAAUUCUCACUGGUCCGCUGCAGACUUUUGAGGCUCUGCAAGAGGCCCAUGCGCACUUGAUCGGUCCACAUCCUAAGUGGGCAACCGAUCCCAAAAGCACGCUUCAGUCGUACUGGAAUGUUGUCUAUGGUAUCGGCGGCAAGAUCAACUUUGCACAUGAAGAAGGCCACGUUGAGGGUCGCCGCGAGAAGUCUGUCAGGUGAGUCUCGAGUGCGCUUACAUAUGAACGCGAGCUGCACCCUGCGGAUGACCAACUUCCCAUGACCUACUUCUACCCUUCAUCCAGAGCCAAGAUCUGCGUUGACCAGGACCAAGAUCUUCACGCUUACGGUGACGGAGCUUCCAAAAAGAUCGCAGAGCGCAGUGCCUGUCUCGCUGCUCUCGUACUGCUUCAAGAGACUGGUCUCUUCACUUCCAAGCAGCAGGCGGCCAAAGAAGCGCAGAAGCAAGCAAGGGCGCAAGCAAAAGCUGCUGCACCCGAGGAGCAAGUGACCCUUUCCAAUGGCCACGUGUUAAAGGCUGAGCGAGCGCGAGAAUUCAUGGAAUUCUAUUGCAAGGAAUUUAAAUUUGCCAAGCCCGAAGUUGCGAUCUCAAGUGCGGUUCGCAAGGAGGGCAAGAAGGCAGGCGGCAGCGCGUGGAAAGCGCAGUUGAUCGUCGGUGGUCAGGCGAUGGGCGAGACGCUUGCCAACAACAAAAAAGCGGCAACUUCGGCAGCUUACAUGGAAGCGGUAAAGGACAUCGAAGCAUCCGAUCCACCCUUGUGGGAAAGAUUCGAUCGGACUUACAAGCCGGGCGCACCCAUCGGCAGCGCACCCCACGUAUACGUUCGCCUUUCAGAUGAUUUGGACGACGACUUUCGAGAUAUUUCCGACAGCGCAAAGCAAAGCCUACUGUACUCCAAGAGACCCCAAGCCCACGAAGUCGCUGUUGGAGGUGGAAAUGCCCAGACGGAUAGACGCAAGCCGUUUGGCGCCCGUCCUGCCUCGGAAGCUGAGCUUACAGAAAAAAGCAAACAACUAAAGCAGAGACUCGACGAGUACCAAAUCGACGAGCGCGUCAAAACUCUGCGCCAGCAGCGACAAAGUCUACCUGUUCAACAGAAAGCGAGCGACGUCCUUGUCAAGAUCGCGAUGAACCAAGUGACGAUCGUCAUGGCCGCGACAGGAUCUGGUAAGACGACUCAGAUACCUCAGAUGCUAUUUGACGACUUCAUUCUUCAAGAUCAGGGCGCGAAGUGCAACAUCUUCUGCACUCAACCUCGACGUAUUGCGGCGAUCAGCGUCGCGCAACGUGUUGCCAAAGAGCGAGGCGAAAGACUGGGUCAAAGUGUUGGCUACCAAGUGCGCUUCGACCACAAGCUGCCAGAGCCAAACGGGUCCAUCACCUUUUGCACAACGGGUGUCUUCCUUCGUCGUCUUCAAUCUGCGCUCGAUGACACGAGCGAAGCAUCAAAUACCUUCUUGGAUAGCUUGACCCAUAUUGUGGUUGACGAGGUCCACGAGCGAGACGUUGAGACAGACUUGCUACUCGUGGUCAUCAAGCGUCUUCUCGAAGAAAGAGGUCGCUUGGGCAAGAAAGAGAUCAAGCUCAUCCUAAUGAGCGCCACGAUCGACCCUACACUCUUUACCAACUACUUCCAAGGCCCUCCGCCAUUGCUGAAGCCGGCUCCGGUCGUCGAGGUGCCAGGGCGAAGUUUCCCAGUGGACAAAAAUUACAUGGACGACUACAUCCCACGGCUGCAAAAGCUCGGCCUCGGUCAUCGCGAUGGAGGCUGGGUCUGGCAAGAGAAGAACGUCCGAGAUUACCUUGAUCGCGAGCUUCGUCAAGGCGGCGGCUUUGUAAAGCCCGCAGAUGACGCCAACGGGGGCGAGAACGCGGACGCGAUCGACGAUUUGGAGCUACCUUACCCCCUCAUUGCUCUUAUGAUCGCCGACGUGCUGGUCCGCUCCCAGGACGGGCAUGUUUUGGUGUUCAUGCCGGGCUGGGACGAGAUCAAGGCCGUUAAUCAAAUCCUGCAGGAUACGUAUUCGCGACCGCUUAUGGGCGUGAACUUCAAUGAUCGGAGCAAGGUCGAGAUACACAUUCUCCACUCGUCCAUCCCAGUCGCGGAGCAGCAAGCUGUGUUCGAUCCACCUGCUGAUCCGUCAACUCGUCGGGUCAUCCUAGCCACCAACAUCGCGGAAACAUCGGUCACUAUUCCCGACGUGGUGUACGUCAUUGAUAGUGGGCGCGUCAAGGAGAAGCGCUUUGAUCCAGAACGCCAUCUGUCUAGCUUGGUUUCGGCAUGGGUGGGUACCUCGAACUUGAAUCAGCGAGCAGGUCGCGCAGGUCGCCAUCGUCCUGGAGAGUACUACGGAGUGCUUUCACGCGCUCGCUACGAUAGACUGAACGUCAACCAAACGGUCGAGAUGCACCGCACGGACCUCAGCAACACGGUGAUGCACAUCAAAGCUCUUGCCAUUCCGGGCAUGGAGGUGGAAGAUGUGUUAGAUGCUGCCAUUGAGCCUCCAAGCUCCGAAAGAGUGGCUGCAGCCAUGUCCAAGCUGUUCAUGGUAGGCGCACUGAACCAAAGUAAGCAGCUUACCGCCCUCGGCACAGUCUUGUUGCAACUGCCAGUCGAUGCGCCAAUGGGCAAAAUGUGCCUCUACGGAGCCUUUUUCCGUUGCCUGGAUCCGACGCUGAGCCUGGCGGCCAUUAUGACGAGCCGUGAUCCCUUUAUGGCGCCCAUACAACUAAAAGCCGAAGCUAAUGCUGCGAAGGACAGGUGGUGCCCACCCGACUUCCGCUCAGAUCCCCUGACAAUCCUCAACGCGUACAACAAAUGGUGGAGCCUGCAGAGCAGCGGUGAAUAUCAACGGGCAAAUCGCUUCUGCAGCGAGAAUUUCCUCAGCAGGGUGACCCUGUUGCAGAUACAGCAGGUCAAGGAACACCUAUUCGAGAGUCUUGAAAAGACCGGCAUUCUCGAUCUCACGCUUGGACAGGAGCGCAACACCUCUGGGCAGCGGUGGCGUGGUAGCAGGCUCAGCUCUACCCAGCCAGAGUUGAAUGGAAAUAGCGCAUCCAGCACUUUGCUGACGGGCUUGAUCGCUCUUGGUUCUACGCCUAACUUUGCCAUCAAGAGGAACGAAAGGACUUUGAUGACGGAUCAAGACAAGGUGAGCUCGACUUGAGCGUUUUGAGAGUGUACCGCGCAUGUCUCAUCACGUGUAAUCCUUGUGUCCAUCUUGCAGGCGUGCUUUAUCCAUCCAUCCAGCGUGUGCCACUCCAAGUUCACCAAAGACAACAAAACUCAGGAAGACCAGUUUGUGAGCGAGCGUGAGCUCUUUGCUUUCAGCGAGAAAGUUAGAAAUGUGUCCAAUGUGACAGGCAGCGGUGGAGGUGGCGGCGCGAUGACAUAUUUGCGAGGCGUCACUCGAUUGAACGUGCUCACGUACAUGCUCUUCGGAGCCAAUCAAGUGCGCAUGGGCGAUGGAGGCAUCCGGUGCGAUGACUGGCUGCCGGUGAAAGGCCAUUUCGACAUUCUAGACGACAUCGAUAGACUCAAGACCGUCUUGGACGCCUGCAUGUUGCGCGUCAUGGAGGGCUGCAUUCACCGCAAGAGACGCUCCCCCCGACAUGCCGCAUCUUCGCGCAAUCACGACGAAGACGAGGAGGACGAGCGGGCGCCCAGUCCUGGGGUCGAGUACGGCGAUCGAUCAGAGCUGCAUCUGGUGCCGCAGGAGAUCGAGGAGUUCGAAAGGCUGACAGCUGGGGUUGUGCACGUUUUGGACCGCUUUGUGGACGAGACUAUGGGACCUUCGAGGAACACCACUCGACCGCCAUCUCCUUCUGGAUACGGCAGUGCAAUCUCUUCUCUGGACUACGCCGGCGCUGGCAGAUAUAGCGCUGCUGGUAGCCAGUACAAUUCCAGAGCUCCUUCUCCGCGUGGCUGGGGCCCAGCCGCAGUCAGCAGCGAUUGGCGCCGCGGCAAUUAG